This is a messenger RNA of Bombina bombina (fire-bellied toad), 1020 nucleotides long. Its product is annotated as putative tyrosine carboxypeptidase MATCAP2. The transcript has 6 exons. The coding region runs from base 190 to 1020 and encodes 276 amino acids. Lineage: Eukaryota; Metazoa; Chordata; Amphibia; Anura; Bombinatoridae. The record is from RefSeq and is a predicted model, not a curated record.
AAACAUUCGGUAAAGAAGGGUUUAUUAAAUGCCAUAAAACCAACAAAUUUGGAGACUGAGAAGAUCAAGUUCUUCAAAUCUGGCUACAAAUACAACCCUCAAUUUACAUAUGCUCACCCUGUUUCAUCAAGUGCUCUGGCCAAGAACUCCAGAGCAUCAAACCAAUUCCUUCAUCAGGCUGUCACAAUCAUGCAGAAGGCUAUUGACAAAUACGGCAGCUAUGAAAGGUUUGAGAAGAAAACAGGAGGCACCUCACUAUCAAAUAGCUGCAUACAGCAUCAUGUGCAGAAUUACUUGUCAAAGGAGGGAUGCCUGAGUGAGAUGAAAGUAAGUCUAAAGUCAGAUGUGCCAUGCCGUGCCUCAAUGGGUAUAACACACGGUUCCCCAACAUUGACAAUCAACACCACAAUUGCAAGAUCGCUGUGGAUGGAAGGGACUCUGAGGCAUGAAAUAGGGACACAUUACUUUAGAAUGAUAAACAACAAACAACAAACAUGGAACAGCAAAGCCAGACGUAGGCUAUACCAUCUAAGCCCUAAGAAUUCCACAGAAGAGGGCCUGGCCACCAUCAACACUGUCCUGUUCCAUGAAGAUCCUCUUCUGUGGCAUCCAGCAGCCCUCUACUACACAGUGUAUCAGGCCAGCCAAUCAUCUUUUAGUAAAGUCUUCAGAGCUCUUGAAAAGUUUGUGGAAGACCCAAACGUGAGAUGGAACUACUGUGUGAGGGCAAAAAGAGGCCAGAUAGAUACAUCUAAGUCAGGUUGCUUCAGUAAAGAUCAGGUCUAUCUUGAAGGAGUGCUUCACCUGCUGAGGCACAGGGCAACCAUUGACUUCAAACUGCUAACAUCUAUGGGCAAGGUCUCCUAUAAAGAUCUGGACCGGCUCAAAGAAUUUGCAGUACUGGACAAUACCAGGAUACCCAGUUUUCUGCAUGACUGGGUAAAAUAUAUGCAGUGCCUGGACAACAUCAUGAGAGCCAAUGAGAUUUGUGAUGAACAUCUAGCGAUGCUUAUUGGCUAA